Alternaria atra is the source of this 1242-nucleotide messenger RNA. RefSeq lists its product as uncharacterized. The transcript is spliced from 3 exons. Gene Ontology annotation, cellular component: DASH complex; mitotic spindle; mitotic spindle pole body. Lineage: Eukaryota; Fungi; Ascomycota; Dothideomycetes; Pleosporales; Pleosporaceae. The record is from RefSeq and is a predicted model, not a curated record. Gene Ontology annotation, biological process: attachment of spindle microtubules to kinetochore. Bases 1 to 1242 code for a protein of 413 amino acids.
AUGUCUCGAAUGAGUAUGGCGCCGCAGCGCAACCUAUCGCUGACGGAAGAGCUGGAGAAGCUAGAGCAGUCAAUCACCCUCACACUGCAAGAAAUCGAUCAGAACUUCAGCCGAGCACAUCGAAUUGUCACAACCGGUAUCCUGCCAAUAGUCGAACAAUACGGAAAGCAUUCUGAGGCGGUCUGGGAAGGUUCCAAGUUCUGGAAACAGUUCUUCGAGGCCAGCGCAAAUGUGUCACUCUCGGGUUACGAGGCCCCUGAGCAGGACGAAUCAGCUGUGCAGGAGGACACCGAACAGUCACAUACAUAUGACGAUGAGACAGUGGAGAACGAGGAUACGGUAGCUGGGACGACCACGACACCACCACGGCCCUUGUCUGCACAAGAAGACGCUGAAUCAACUAUGGCUUUCGACUCGCCCUCGCUCGGACACAGUACACCACGAGCUCCGCCUUCAAUAACGAAAGGGAGGAACAUCGAAGAGGAAGGAGAGAGUGAAUAUGAGGAAGAGCCUCAGUUCGCUGGCAUGUCUUCGCCUUAUGAGGCACUGAAGUCCGAAUUCAGACCCAACAUCGGUGGUACGAAGACCCCAAAGCUCGAGCCAGUCACACCUGGCAAAUCGCAAGCCCUCCCAGACAUGAGCGGCUUUGAAUCUUCGCCGUUCAUGCAGCCUACAGCCACGAAACAGUCACAUGUCAAUCAUGACCCACUGCUCCACCGCGUCCUCGAUAAGACAUACCGUGUACAAGCUACGCCGCUCAUCAGCCCGAGAAAGUACAAGCCCACGGGUGCUUUUACCCCUCGCACCGGCCAGCGCGGUGCACCUACACCACGAAGUGCAGCUACGAAAUUGUUAGAUUUCGACUCUUCACCACCCUCGUCACCAGCACCACAGCUACGCGCCGACAUCUUCUCGCCUAUGAAGACGCCACGGACACCAGGUGUAAGCGUGCAGACGCCUGCAAAGGGCAAGCAGCCUAUGAGCAUUCAUCGGACUGGCGGUACUAUAUUCGAUGACAGCGACGAAGAAGAGGAUGACCUUGACUUUAGCCCUCCGAAGACGAUACAGUUCCAUAUCCCACAGAGCAAGCUGAUGCAGACGCCUGCUCGAGAAGCUAGCAAGCGCAUCGUGGAUGACUUGCUCAUGACAGCCGGCCACGACGUUACGGAUUCGACGGGUGGUAUGGACGAGGACAGCCCUAGUGUGGUGAGACGGCAGGUGGAUCUUGACGAUAGCUUUUAG